AUGCAGUCCCAUUCUUCGCCACCAGGGACCUCGACCAGCUUGAAGAAAGCUCCGGCGGCGGCGGUGGCGGCGACCACAACGACGACCACCCAGCUCCAAACGCUCACUUCUGGCGAUUCCAUAAGAGCAUCUGUCAACCACCUGCUUGCAAGGGCGUUUUCUCUCCCCUGCUCGACAGCUGCGUUGGCUUUUACUCAGCUCGUUCAGCCAACCUCGCGAUUUCAGCUGGCUCUUGACGCGUUGUUGCCAAUUCUUGAUUCCAACACGUCUGCUGAGCAACAGGGGCUCACCAUCGAUGUGCACGUUCUACAGCUAGCUCAACGGAUUCUGGUCUCUUUUAUUCUGUAUUCGCUGUAUACGCCCCAUCCCGUCACCAUCAACCCCUUCAAAUCGGCUCUCCUCGUGGCUUACGUGAGGGAGCGUGAAAAGGCCGUCAGCAUUGCAAAUGAGGGUGGAGUUAGCCCCAAUGAGCAGUUUGUUUGGGUCUUGUGGAAAAUCCUGAAAGGUGAUGGUAAUGAUGUGAGUGUCACCAUUGCUUCUGCCCGCCACGCUCUGUCUAAUCGUACCCAAUCCGCCCAGAUUGGCCCAUAUUCCCCGAGCACGCUGUCACGCUGCCCACUUCCACCUAAACUAAGAGCGAUUAAUCUGGUCCUUGAUGAAGAAUUGUAUAAUAGUAUUUCUGACAUAGACGAUUCUACUUAUCAUUAUUUUGUAAACAAACGCAGGCUAUCGGCCUCCUCCGAUACUGACGAAUCCACGACCAACUCUACGCAUACGCACACCUACAUUCACGACUCGAGAUCGCCUGUUCCUCGUGCAAUCUCGGACACCCCAUCUCGCUCGCCCGUCAACUUUGAUGAGGACAGAAAGAAUGAAAGGCUCAUCCAUGCUAUGAAACUUUUGCUGGCAGCUCGCGAUCGCGUUCUCAGUCUGUCUGAGCAACGAAUGCUGGUACCGAUCAUCCCCGACCUUGCCAACACUAAUAUCAUCACCUCCAUCGAUCUGGCCCCCAUCAUCGCACAUAAUCCUACCAUUGCGCACCCGCUCCUCGUUGCCCUGCUCACGAACCCCAACCCGGAGAAGAACAAUCCUCUGCCGUUCUUGGACGUCAUUCCGUUCUUACCUCCCACACUCGCAACUUUCGACCUCUUUGGCCGCCUUUUGCGCGACCAAACGAGGGUCACGGUGCAGGGAUACUCCACGGUUGCUGACCUCGUGUUGAUUGAGGUCUUGGCCCGCUUUGUACACGAGUGCAUCAACUGGCUGGACCACGCAGAGCGUGAGGAACGAGAGGGCAAUAUCAGUGAUGAUCGAUUUGCUAAAGGAGUCCAGAACUUGUGCCGGUUCUACAACUCGCUCAUCAAGUUCAACAUUGUCGAUCCGACUGCGGACGCAGACUCGACUGAGAUGGCACACUUUAGCCUGCGCAAUGCCCGCUUCGAGGAAGCCAACAAUCUCUAUCGCGUCAUCGCCACAUCCAGGUUCUAA
This is a messenger RNA of Psilocybe cubensis, 1488 nucleotides long. RefSeq lists its product as uncharacterized. Bases 1 to 1488 code for a protein of 495 amino acids. Gene Ontology annotation, cellular component: CCR4-NOT complex. Lineage: Eukaryota; Fungi; Basidiomycota; Agaricomycetes; Agaricales; Agrocybaceae. The record is from RefSeq and is a predicted model, not a curated record. The transcript has 5 exons.